Drosophila subpulchrella is the source of this 948-nucleotide messenger RNA. RefSeq names its product chymotrypsin-2. The record is from RefSeq and is a predicted model, not a curated record. NCBI's taxonomy places the organism in Eukaryota, Metazoa, Arthropoda, Insecta, Diptera, Drosophilidae. Gene Ontology annotation, molecular function: serine-type endopeptidase activity. Gene Ontology annotation, biological process: proteolysis. Bases 29 to 925 code for a protein of 298 amino acids. The transcript is spliced from 3 exons.
UGUUUUCAGUUUGAAAAACAAAUGAACCAUGCAAAUUCUGACUGUGGUGUGUUUGGGACUUGUCUUGAGUAGAUCGUUGUCGGAGGCUGAACUUGGAGUGAUCGGCGACAUAAGCGACGAAACCUUCGAGAUGUUGAUAUCUGGAGGGUAUAAGCCAAAGAGCAACCGACUGUCCCGUCACGUGGUCUCGAUCCGCACCCACAACUAUGUGAGGCACCGGGGAGACAAUCACUUCUGCAGCGGAGUCCUGGUGAGCAGUCGAGCGGUCCUCACAGCCGCCCACUGUCUAACGGAUCGGUACAAGGCCUCGAUGAAUCCACGGGGCAUUCGGGUGGUCUUCGCACAUAUAACUCGACUGGCGGACUACGAGGAUGCCGACACAAGAGCCGUCGAUCGUCUGGUGGUCCAUCCGGAGUACGAGCGCUACAAGAAGAACGACCUGGCCGUCCUCAGACUAGCCGAACGCAUCCCGAGCUCCAACCACGACGUUCUGCCGCUGCUCUUGCGCAAAAUGGCCAAUGUGACCUAUGGCGAUACAUGUGUGACCCUUGGCUGGGGGCAGGUGUAUCAGCACGGCCCUUACUCGGAUGAACUACUUUACUUGGACGUUAUUUUAAGACCGCCAUCGCUGUGCCAAAAGCACGACGGUUCCUUUACGUCGGAUCAUUAUGUUUGCACGGAGCCCGUGGGCGAGGGAGAGACCUGCGCCGGAGACAUGGGCGGACCACUACUUUGCAAUGGGGCUCUGCUCGGACUCAUUGGCGGACAUCAGGGAUGUGCGGGCGGCAAGGCAAUGAAGUUCGUGAGCUUUCUUUACUACAAGGAUUGGAUAACAACCACUAUCAAAUCCCUUUCCGAUUGUGGUUUUAGGGUUUCCAUUAGUAGCGUUUUUCUUACUCCCUUCCUACUGAUUCUCGUUAAUUGACAUAACUAUUAUGAAAAAAUACC